AUGACAAGAGAAUGGGCCCUGCUCUUGUCCACACUGCUCUGUGGCCUGGCUGGCCCCACACACCUCUUCCAGCCGAGCUUGGUGCUAGACAUGGCCAAGGUCCUCCUGGAUAACUACUGCUUCCCGGAGAACCUGAUGGGGAUGCAGGAAGCCAUCGAGCAGGCCAUCAAGAGUCGCGAGAUCUUAGGUAUCUCAGACCCUCAGACACUGGCCCAUGUCCUGACGGCCGGGGUACAGAGUUCUUUGAAUGACCCUCGCCUGGUCAUCUCCUAUGAGCCCAGUGCCCUCAUGGCUCCCCAGCAGGUGCCAGCACUCACCCACCUCACACAAGAAGAACUGCUUGCUCAACUGCAGAAAGGCAUCCGCCACGAUGUUCUGGAGGGCAAUGUGGGCUACCUGCGAGUGGACGACAUCCCGAAUCAGGAAGUAGUGAGCAAGCUGGGGGGCUUCUUAGUGGAAAAUAUCUGGAGAAAGCUUAUGGGCACCUCUGCCUUGGUGCUGGACCUCCGACACUGCACUGGGGGCCACGUUUCCGGCAUCCCCUAUGUCAUCUCCUACCUGCACCCAGGAAACACGAUUCUGCAUGUGGAUACCAUCUACGACCGCCCCUCCAAUACGACCACUGAGAUCUGGACCUUGCCCCAGGUCUUGGGGGAGAGGUACAGUGCUGACAAGGAUGUGGUGGUUCUCACCAGUGGCCACACUGGAGGAGUGGCUGAAGACAUAGCAUACAUUCUCAAACAGAUGCGCAGGGCCAUUGUGGUGGGUGAGCGGACCGUUGGGGGGGCCUUAGACCUCCAGAAGCUGAGGAUAGGCCAGUCUGACUUCUUCCUCACUGUGCCUGUGUCCAGGUCCCUGGGGCCCCUGGGCGGGGGCAGCCAGACAUGGGAGGGCAGUGGGGUGCUGCCCUGUGUUGGGACACCAGCAGAACAGGCCCUAGAGAAGGCCCUGGCCAUUCUCACCCUGCGCAGAGCCCUGCCGGGAGUCAUGCGGCGCCUACAGGAGGCCCUGCAGGACUACUACACACUGGUGGACCGCGUGCCGGCCCUACUACAUCACCUGGCCAGCAUGGACUUUGCCGCAGUGGUCUCUGAGGACGAUCUGGUCACUAAGCUCAACGCUGGUCUGCAGGCUGUGUCCGAGGACCCCAGGCUCCUGGUGCGAGCCAUUAGGCCCAGGGAAACCUCUUCUGGGCCCGAGGCUGGAGCUGACUACCCCCCAGAGGUGGUCCCAGCAGUGCCAGAGGAUGAGAUUGCCCGGCAGGCCCUAGUGGACUCCGUUUUCCAGGUGUCGGUGCUUCCAGGAAACGUGGGCUACCUGCGCUUCGACAGGUUUGCAGAUGCCUCUGUGCUAGGGGCAUUGGGCCCAUACAUCCUGCACCAGGUAUGGGAGCCCCUGCAGGACACGGAGCACCUUAUUAUGGACUUGCGCCAGAACCCUGGGGGGCCGUCCUCUGCUGUUCCUCUGCUUCUGUCCUACUUUCAGGGUCCUGACUCCGGCCCGGUGCGCCUUUUUACCACCUACGACCGCCGCACCAAUGUCACACAGGAGCACUUCAGCCGCACGGAGCUGCUAGGCCAGCGCUAUGGCUCCCAGCGUGGGGUGUACCUGCUCACCAGCCACCGCACCGCGACUGCUGCUGAGGAGCUAGCCUUCCUCAUGCAGUCACUGGGCUGGGCUACGCUGGUAGGUGAGAUCACGGCGGGCAGCCUACUGCACACCCACACGGUGCCCCUGCUGGAGACGCCGGAGAGUGGCCUGGUGCUCACUGUGCCCGUACUCACCUUCAUCGACAACCACGGCGAGUGCUGGCUGGGUGGUGGAGUGGUGCCCGAUGCCAUCGUGCUGGCUGAGGAGGCUCUGGACAAAGCUCAGGAGGUGCUAGAGUUUCACCGCAGCCUGGGGGCCUUGGUAGAAGGCACAGGACGCCUGCUGGAAGCUCACUAUGCACGCCCAGAGGUUGUAGGGCAGACAGGAGACCUGCUUAGAGCCAAGCUGGCCCAGGGGGCCUACCGCACAGCUGUGGACCUGGACUCCCUGGCCUCUCAGCUCACAGCCGACUUGCAGGAGAUGUCUGGGGACCAUCGUCUGCUGGUGUUCCAUAGCCCCGGUGAUCUGGCAGCAGAGGAGGUGCCUCCACCACCCCCCGCCAUUUUUUCCCCAGAGGAGCUCUCCUACCUCAUCGAGGCCCUUUUUAAGACAGAGGUGCUGCCUGGCCAGCUGGGUUAUCUGCGUUUUGAUGCCAUGGCCGAGCUGGAGACAGUGAAGGCCAUUGGGCCACAGCUGGUACAGCUGGUGUGGCAGAAGCUGGUGGACACAGCUGCACUGGUUGUCGACCUGCGCUACAAUCUUGGCAGCUACUCCACAGCUGUGCCCCUACUCUGCUCCUAUUUUUUUGAGGCAGAGCCCCGCCAGCACCUUUAUUCUGUUUUUGACAGGGCAACCUCGAGGGUCACAGAGGUGUGGACCCUGCCCCAGGUGGCUGGCCAGCGCUACGGCCCCCACAAGGACCUCUACAUCCUGAUAAGCCACACCAGUGGGUCAGCCGCUGAGGCUUUUGCUCACACCAUGCAGGACCUGCAGCGAGCCACCGUCAUUGGGGAGCCCACAGCUGGGGGAGCGCUCUCUGUGGGCAUCUACCAGGUGGGCAGCAGCCCCUUAUAUGCCUCCAUGCCCACACAGAUGGCCCUGAGUGCCAGCACUGGCGAGGCCUGGGACCUAGCAGGGGUGGAGCCUGACAUCACUGUGCCCAUGAGUGAGGCCCUCUCCACAGCACGGGACAUAGUAGCCCUGCGCGCCAAGGUGCCCACUGUGCUGCAGACAACUGGGAAGCUGGUCGCCGACAACUAUGCCUCUCCUGAGCUGGGGGCCAAGAUGGCUGCCAAACUGAGCCGUCUGCAGAGCCGCUACUCGAGGGUGACCUCAGAAAGCGCCCUGGCUGAGAUGCUGGGUGCUGACCUGCAGGUGCUGUCUGGGGAUCCACAUCUGAAGACAGCUCAUAUCCCUGAGGAUGCCAAGGACCGCAUUCCUGGGAUUGUACCCAUGCAGAUCCCUUCCCCUGAAGUUUUUGAAGACCUGAUUAAGUUUUCCUUCCACACUAACGUGCUCGAGGACAACAUUGGCUACUUGAGGUUUGACAUGUUUGGAGACUGUGAGCUACUCACCCAGGUCUCAGAGCUGCUGGUGGAACAUGUCUGGAAGAAGAUUGUACACACGGAUGCCAUGAUUAUUGACAUGAGGUUCAACAUUGGUGGCCCCACCUCCUCUAUCUCUGCCCUGUGCUCCUACUUCUUUGAGGAAGGCCCUCCCAUUCUGCUGGACAAAAUCUACAGCCGGCCCAAUGACUCUGUCAGUGAGCUCUGGACUCACUCUCAACUUGCAGGUGAACGCUAUGGCUCCAAGAAGAGCAUGGUCAUACUGACCAGUGGUGUGACAGCCGGCGCUGCGGAGGAAUUUACAUACAUCAUGAAGAGGCUGGGCCGGGCACUAGUUGUUGGGGAAGUGACCAGUGGGGGCUGCCAGCCUCCACAAACCUACCAUGUGGAUGAUACCCACCUCUACAUCACCAUCCCCACAGCUCGCUCAGUAGGGGCUGCAGACGGCAGCUCCUGGGAAGGGGUGGGCGUGGUGCCCCACGUGGCUGUCCCUGCAGAAGCAGCCCUCACCAGAGCCAAGGAGAUGCUCCAGCACACUCUGAUGAGGGUCCGGCGGAGUCCAGGCCAGCAGGGCCCCCAAGAGGGCCUCCGUGGGCAGAGCCCCAGGGUGAGCGGGAUCUCUGGGCCACACAUCAUGGACGCUAAGGCACCUCAGGCACGUGGUCCUGCAUGA
Molecule: messenger RNA, 3828 nt
Organism: Pteropus alecto (black flying fox)
Lineage: Eukaryota; Metazoa; Chordata; Mammalia; Chiroptera; Pteropodidae
Gene: RBP3
Product: retinol binding protein 3
Exons: 4
Coding region: 1-3828 (1275 amino acids)
Biological process (GO): proteolysis
Molecular function (GO): serine-type peptidase activity
Source: RefSeq, a predicted model, not a curated record